AUGACUUCUACAGAUCUCUUCAGAUUCACCAGCCAUUUAAGCACUUUGGUACUGAAGUCCUAAGCGAUUUACCCAAGAGAGGCCCAUACCAUGGAAAUUUUCACAGCAUCCACAUCUCAAGUACUUUGUAACAGCACAUAUUUUGAACGAAAUGGAUCAUAUCUGUGCAAUGAAAACAAAACUGUCAGCCUCUCGGAUAAAUCAGAACACCAGCAAUACAUUAUAGGUCUUUUCUUAUCAUGCCUUUACACAAUAUUCCUUUUUCCUAUUGGCUUCGUAGGAAACAUUCUUAUUUUAGUGGUGAACAUAAGUUUUCGUGAAAAGAUGACUAUUCCAGACUUGUAUUUCAUAAACCUUGCAGUAGCAGAUCUCAUUUUGGUGGCUGACUCUCUCAUCGAAGUUUUUAAUCUCGACGAAAAGUAUUACGAUAUCACAAUAAUUUGUACUUUUAUGUCAUUGUUCCUUCAAAUCAACAUGUACAGCAGCAUAUUCUUCCUAACAUGGAUGAGUUUUGACAGAUACAUAGCACUAGCAAAAGUAAUGAAGUCCAACUUAUUUCGCACCAUGGAACACGCCAGGUUAAGCUGUGGCCUCAUCUGGUUGGCAUCUAUCUCGGCAGCACUAGUGCCCUUCACAGCUGUACAUUUGCAACAUGCUGGGGAGGUUUCCUUUUGCUUUGCGGAUGUAGAAGAAAUUCAGUGGCUAGAAAUAACCUUAGGGUUUAUCAUCCCUUUUGCUAUUAUAGGCCUUUGUUAUUCGUUAAUUAUAAGAGUCUUGAUAAGAGCUCACAAGCACAGAAGUUUGCGGAUACGCAGACAGAAAGCUCUUCGUAUGAUUUUUGUUGUUGUCCUUGUCUUCUUCAUCUGCUGGCUUCCUGAAAAUGUCUUCAUAAGUGUGCAACUUCUUCAAAAGACAGAGCAAACCGCAUCAAGGGGCCAAUCUUUCAGACAUAACUACCCCUUAACCGGACACAUUGUGAACCUUGCAGCCUUCUCAAACAGCUGUUUGAAUCCUCUUAUCUACAGCUUCCUAGGUGAAACUUUCAGAGAGAAACUGAAAUUGUAUAUUGAACAGAAAACCAAAGUCUCUGUUCUAAACCGGUUUUGUCAUGCUACCCUGAAAUCUGUUAUUCCUGAUAGCAAUGAGCAAUCAGAAGUUUAA
Zootoca vivipara (common lizard) is the source of this 1161-nucleotide messenger RNA. It is a transcript of the gene GPER1, whose product is annotated as G protein-coupled estrogen receptor 1. The record is from RefSeq and is a predicted model, not a curated record. Gene Ontology annotation, cellular component: Golgi apparatus; membrane. Gene Ontology annotation, biological process: nuclear receptor-mediated steroid hormone signaling pathway; G protein-coupled receptor signaling pathway; cellular response to estradiol stimulus. NCBI's taxonomy places the organism in Eukaryota, Metazoa, Chordata, Lepidosauria, Squamata, Lacertidae. Gene Ontology annotation, molecular function: G protein-coupled receptor activity; nuclear estrogen receptor activity.